This is a messenger RNA of Lottia gigantea (owl limpet), 543 nucleotides long. RefSeq lists its product as hypothetical. NCBI's taxonomy places the organism in Eukaryota, Metazoa, Mollusca, Gastropoda, Lottiidae. The transcript has 2 exons. The coding region runs from base 1 to 543 and encodes 180 amino acids. The record is from RefSeq and is a predicted model, not a curated record.
AUGAAGAAAGCUACUCAAACCAAGAGCGACAUACUUAUGGCAUUAUUAUGCCUGAGAGCAACACCAAUUGACCACCAUUUACCAUCUCCAGCAGAACUACUUAACAAAAGAAAAUACAGAACCAAUCUACCAAUAGCUAAUACCAACACACAAGAUAGAAUGAUUACUGAGAGACUCAUGGAAAGACAAGAAACACAAAAGAAAUACCAUGAUAGAAACAAUCCCAAAACACUCAAAUGGGGACCUGCAAUAGUCGAAGAAAGAUUAGGAGACAGAUCAUAUAAAGUUGAAUUACCUAAUGGUCAUACAGUUCGAAGAAACAGAACAUUUUUGAAAGAACGAGGAAGAAAAGACAAGUUUGAAAUACCAGAAGAACCAGACCUAAUACUACCAGAAACAAAUUCACCAAACCAAUCACCAACCUCAACUCAUACAACAGAACAAAUUGAAGAUCCAGAAAAGACUAACCAUUCAGAAAUUGAACCAGGUAUACAAACCCGCUCUGGAAGAGUGAGCAGACCACCAACAAGACUAGACCUUUAG